AUGCCCAACCCAGACCUUUCACCCGGAUCGGAGCGUCACGCCCGGGGCAAGGAGGCUCGGGCGGCUUGCGGCUUGGUUUGGUCUCGGGAGGCCAACGCCUUCGAAGAACAUAUCACCGCGGCCACGGAUGUAUACCGCCGCACCGUGUGCGAGUUGGAUGCCCAUCUUUUGGCCCGAGAACCGGAACCGAAUCGCGAUGGGACCAUCAACACGGACCUGGAGGACGAGGGGCCCGGCACGCCCGCCACGCCCAGCAUCGAUCCAGAGGUGCUCCUUCAGCCCUCCCUCUCGAAGGGCAUGCCCUUCCACAACGGCUUCCUCUACAAGCUGGGUGAUGGGAUCUUGAACAACACCUGGAACCUCCGCUACUUCUUGCUCAUUGGGCAGACCUUGCAGUACUACCGUUCGCAGCACGAAGCUCGACCCCGCGACGCCAUCCACUUGAGUGGUGUCACUGUGGAAUGGCUGAAGGAUCAGAGCCGUCCGUUUACCUUUGCGGUGAGCAAGAGUGGCAGCCGUUCUUACUGCCUGUCGGGCUGUAGUGAGCAGGAGGCCUCUGAAUGGAUGGAGCGAAUUCAGGCGGCCAGCAAGCUGGGGAGCCCGCCUCGGGUGGAGAUCCCGACGCCGAGCUCCGCCAGGCGCUGCCAGAUCCUGGCUUCGGAGCUUCCGCUGGCUGUGCCGGCGGCUCAGACUUGGCAGGAGGCGAAGAUGAAGCAUUGUAGCCAGGUGUUGGUGCAGCUGCUGGAGCAUCGUGGCGCUCUGCGGGAGCUGCGGCAGGGGCUGCGGAUUCUGGAAGCUCCAGAUUCUGAAGAGCUUUUGCGAAGAACCUGGAAGGACCUCUUCUUUCUGCUCCUGCUGGCCAUGCUAGGCCUAGGCAGCCUUUGGGCGGCCUGGUACGUGUCGGCAGCCUUGUUGCUGGCAGGAGCAGCGAGCCUGUGCUUCAUAGCCAGAGGGGUCCCAGUGGUGGCGGCAGCGGCCUGUGUGAACGUGCCGGUGGAGGAGGUCAAGGAGGCCUUGAUGGAGCACUGGAGAUUCCGAGACUGGCAGCCAGACCACCUGGAGUCGUUGCCCCUCUCGUUGCAGCCGGGACGAGAUGAGGUGCUGCGGCUGAGGUGUCGCACUGGAAUACCAGGAUGCCACUUCAGCUGCGAGUUGCGCAGAAGGUGGGCGCGUAGUGAUGGCGCACGGCUGCUUCUGUGUGUGGAGGAGUCCGAGGGCGAGAUCACCAGCUUCGAAGGCUUUGCGAUUCAACCUUUGGACGAUGGUUGCCUGGUCGUGUGGCUUUGCGGCCUCGACUUGGCGCCGACACCGUGGACCCCCCGAGCGGUGCGCGAAGCCUUGGCAGUGCGGAGAGUCUCAGCCUUGGCCGGACUCCGGGAAUGGCUGCGUUGCCGAAGGAACGGGCCAAAGACGUCCGUCAGCAGGAUGGAGCAGAAGCUCGCUGGUGGCUUCGGCAGGUCUGGCGCUAUGCUCAAAGACAGCCUGCAGCUGCAGGUCCUGCCACUGCUGCUUCGCCCCUUUUGCCGCGCGCGGAAGGGAGGCGCCUUAGAGGCGCCCCGAGACCUCGAUCGGGCGGCGCUGUCUUGUGAUGUGCUUUUGGAGCUUGGGCGGCAAGCAUUGCGCGGGCGCGGGCGCGAGGUGUCAGUGGGGAGUCGGCCACAAGGCUUGCUGCCACAGGCUGGGCCUGACUUUGUGCAGCGCUUGUCGGCACGCUGGGCCUAUGCCAAUGUCCUGGCCCUCGCAGGUGCCGACGCACGCGAACGCCUCAUCUUGGUGAUCGCUUUCAUGGUCGCCGGGCUUCACCUGGCAGCGGCGGGCUUCCCCUAUUUGCCCUGGCUGGAGGCCUCCGGGGGCACCGAUCGCGGCAGGCACUCGGCAGUAUUGCCUGAAGAUUGUGUGGCGCAUGUGGACAUCCAGGAGGGCCGCCGGGUGGGCGGUGUGGAACGUCCCGUGCGCUGUGCCUACGAGGUUCAAAGGGCUUCCGCGUGCGGCAGCUUCCGCGUGCACGGCACCGACGAGGUGAGGACCCACUUCGUGCUGCCCAGCAGCUUCCGUUUCUCCGACAAAGGUUGGACCACUGUCGAGUUCCCGGCCACCUCCAGCUCGGUGCGCUUCAGCAUGCCAGAGCUCUGGGUGAAGCAUAGCUCUCAUCGACUGGGAGCUGGCUCGACCUACGAAUGGCACGGUCCUGCCACGUUCUCCGACAACUUGGGGAACCAGUGCCAGCUGAGCUUUGGCCACUUUGAGAAGGGCCGGGGCGUCCCGCAGGAGGACAUCAAGGGUGUGCUGAGAGAUGCCCGAGGGGCAGAGGUUGGUCGUAUCCAUGGCAGCUGGCUUGGGCCCUUGCUGUGCGAUGGCGAGGUCCUCUGGAAGGGACCCUAG
Durusdinium trenchii is the source of this 2382-nucleotide messenger RNA. Lineage: Eukaryota; Dinophyceae; Suessiales; Symbiodiniaceae. The record is from the annotation of a GenBank genome assembly.